Coniophora puteana RWD-64-598 SS2 is the source of this 886-nucleotide messenger RNA. RefSeq lists its product as uncharacterized. Lineage: Eukaryota; Fungi; Basidiomycota; Agaricomycetes; Boletales; Coniophoraceae. The record is from RefSeq and is a predicted model, not a curated record. Bases 90 to 590 code for a protein of 166 amino acids. The transcript has a single exon.
UCCCUAACUUCUCGUUCGGCGAAGAACUGCUCAGCUCCUCAUCUGUGCCUCAGUGGCGCGACAUCAAUUCUCCUCACCAAUGCUUUGAUAUGCCUCCUGACGGGUCCAUGGGCACUCAGAACCCAGACGGUUCUGUUACCAUCUGGCCCGCCUUCCUCGUCCCCAUACACGCGAGCUUGGCAGAGUCCCAGUUCCAGCCGCUGAGUGCGGCAGCGGAUUCGAGUGUGUUGAGGACGGUACACGAUGUGGACUCAAUCCCCGCGAUGCCGUGGCCGCGACUGUGGCACUGGCACAGUAUCUCGCCGACGCUUGGGCUCCCCGAUGUGCGGCAGGUGGUGGGAGAUAUUGUGGAGUGGGGUUUGAGCAUGGGCGCGGGGCAGAGAAGCGGGACGAUGCCGCAAGUGCAGCUGAUGCCAAUGACGACGACCGCAGUGCCAGCCAGCGACGUCGCAUUCUACCCCGCUUCGUUUGAUAUGACGUUCGACGCCGCUGCUUUGGAGGCUGCGCCGAGCCGCGGAACGUUCGACAUCACUCAUGCCUCCAACUUUCCCUCUUUCGAUCUUGCUGGGGUUCUUGACGGCGCCUUCUGACAUCGGCUUGGCAUAGAGCGCCUCUUGGAGCGUGACGCAACGAUUUGAAUGGGGCAAAGGCAACCUCCGACGAGGUCGACAAGAUAGAGUGCACUUGCCUACAACACAGCACAGAGACGACAGCUAAAGCCGAGGGUGGCACACCGGCGGCCGCGUCCUUGUUUUCCAACCACACCCGCCCUUUCUCGCAUUUAGCUGAUUCGUUGUUAAGAGGGAGUUAAAUAACUCCACACUCCGACCUUUGGAUAGUCUUCUCAUCGCCUCCGCCCCACCGUUUUUCUCAAGACAAGGUUAAC